CAAUUUGAUAAAUGUAUUGUUUGAAAUUGAAGUGAUUGACCUAAUAUUCUUUGGGAUUAGCCCUUGUAGUAGUGGAAUAUUAGGUGUAUCUGUACCAUUAGUGAAGAAAAUUUGUGCUAAUGCUGCUGGAUCUGGCAG
Molecule: messenger RNA, 138 nt
Organism: Ambispora leptoticha
Lineage: Eukaryota; Fungi; Glomeromycota; Glomeromycetes; Archaeosporales; Ambisporaceae
Source: the annotation of a GenBank genome assembly